Molecule: messenger RNA, 624 nt
Organism: Meloidogyne enterolobii
Lineage: Eukaryota; Metazoa; Nematoda; Chromadorea; Rhabditida; Meloidogynidae
Source: the annotation of a GenBank genome assembly
GAAAAAAUUUUUUAAAGAAGGGCUUUAGGCGGAGAUUUGAGAAAGAUUCAUUGGUACUAUGUUUGCGUUAUAGGGAAAAAAUCAUUGGGUGGGAGAUGGAAUGGAACCAUCAUGGAAUGAGCUGAGCUUCGAUCUGAGCCAGAGGUGUGUCGGAACUAUCAGAUGUGCCGGAAAUCAGAACUUUCGGAAAUGGCUCAAAAGUCGGAAAUCGGAAAUCAAAUUUUUUUCGGAAAUCGAAAUUCCGAUUCACCUUUGAUAUGAGCUCAUUCCAUGAUACCUAGUUCUAUUCAAUCUCCCUUCCGAUGAAAUUUUUCUACUGCCAACGGACAUAAUAGUUAGGAUACCGAGAAAUCUUUGGGACAUCCUGAAUAACCAUUCUUGGAAAAACUUUGUGAAAGAAAAUUACUUUCAGACUCUAAAAUAUUCUUUUCUCUCAUUCAUGAUAAAAAAAGGGAGAGAGGGGGAGGGAGUGGAGAGAUGGAACACUUAAAAAUCACACACAAGUAAAAAAAAUUUUUUUAUUCUCCUUUCCUCCCACUAAAAAUUUUUCUCUUUUUUCUCAAAUAAAAAUCGAAUUUUUCCAUUCACAUUUUUCUUUAAAAUCUUUAAUUUUUUCCUACCAAC